AUGACAGCCUUUCAAAAUUCUGGAACCAUCAUUAUUAACCCGUCAAGAAGUCCACAUAAACAAACAAUCAUCCUCCUGCACGAUCGCGGCGGCGACGCUACUGGUUUUGGCCCUGCCAUACUUUUCAAGCCUUUGCGUGUCCGUCGUCUAAGAUCCAAUAUCUACCACAGUUCUCAGGAAACAACCACAUUGAAAGCAAAAUUUCCGCAUGCAAAAUUCAUAUUCCCGACCGCAGCGAGUCAAUAUUCCAAGGCUUCGGGGCAUGAUUUGAACCAGUGGUUUGAUAAUUGGCCACUUCACGCUACUACUAAUGACCCUGAUGAUCAAAUGCAAAAUGAGUGGCGCAAUAGUCUACCGAUUUCUGGACUCAGACAAACUGUCAGGACGCUUCACGAACUCCUGGAAGCCGAAAUAGGUGAACUGGGGGGCAAUGCAAGCGGAAUAGUCCUCGGGGGCUUCGGCCAAGGAUCUGCGGCGAGUUUUAUUUCUGCCCUCCUCUGGGAAGGCAAGAGUUUGGGAGCAUUGACUGGGAUGUGUGGUUGGCUGCCUUUUGUGGAAGAUAUUACAAGGGCAGCACUGAACGAAGAUGCCGAUAUGACGCCAGCCGACAACGGUGAUAACAGGGAGACUGACCAGAACACAGCAAUACAAAGGGGGGUGAAUAAGUUGAGAGACAUUCUUGAGCUACCCUCCUCAUCUACUGCAAGCUUAUCGAGUAACGCUUCAAUUCAAAACACUCAGCUUUUCAUAGCACACGCGGCCCAAGACGGUACGGUACCUAUUGCGUUAGGCCGGCGAGCAGGGAAUUGUCUGGAGGCACUAGGACUAGAUGUCGAACGAAAGGAAUACAUGAAUGGUGGCCAUGAAUGUUCAGAGGAAAUACUUUGUGACCUUGUGGACUUUCUGUGGAAUACAUUGGAUUCUUAA
Messenger RNA from Talaromyces proteolyticus, 927 nucleotides. RefSeq names its product Alpha/Beta hydrolase protein. Bases 1 to 927 code for a protein of 308 amino acids. The record is from RefSeq and is a predicted model, not a curated record. Gene Ontology annotation, biological process: protein depalmitoylation. Gene Ontology annotation, molecular function: carboxylic ester hydrolase activity; palmitoyl-(protein) hydrolase activity. The transcript has a single exon. Gene Ontology annotation, cellular component: cytoplasm. NCBI's taxonomy places the organism in Eukaryota, Fungi, Ascomycota, Eurotiomycetes, Eurotiales, Trichocomaceae.